This is a messenger RNA of Cimex lectularius (bed bug), 1754 nucleotides long. RefSeq lists its product as uncharacterized. The transcript has 5 exons. NCBI's taxonomy places the organism in Eukaryota, Metazoa, Arthropoda, Insecta, Hemiptera, Cimicidae. The coding region runs from base 437 to 1516 and encodes 359 amino acids. The record is from RefSeq and is a predicted model, not a curated record.
AAGGAAAUUGAACAUUUAACGCACUAAUAAUGAUGGAUCAUUGUUUCUUCUUGGAUAGAAAAGAAUAAGAUCUGCUGCUCUUUUAGAAAUGUAUAUUGAGGCCCCCUUAGUAUGUUAUUUAUAGGAUCGGGACGUUUUUGAAGUUAAUUAUAUUUUUAUUGACGAUUAUUUAGCGUAGACGAGCAGUCCUAGUGAUUUUACGACGGAGAAGUGUAGACCUCAUGACUGCGUUGUUUGGAGGAUUUGCGUAGUGUUUUUGCGUUGGAUUUCCGUCCGUGGGAGUGGGUUGCUUGGCGUUGCCCAUUUUUCUCCCUUCUGAAGGCCAACCUGCGGACUGGAGGGUUGUGUCACCGGCCCUCUGUUUAUUUUCUCUUUCGAAAAUUCAUAAAGAGAUUCACUUUCCGAAUCGGCCACCGGCACGGUUUUAAUUCGAGACAUGGCGAAGCAGGUGCAGAGCGGGUUAGCAAACGGGACUGAAGGCCUCGUAUGCUUUGUAUGCGAUGUCGGAGUCAUCGGAAGGUAUUACCUCCUUGCCAACUGCAGGACGCAGACUUCGAAAGUGAGGCUUAUAGAAAAACUAGGCCAUCUUGUUGGCGACGAUUAUAUGGUUGUUAUAUCACAAGAUGAUAUUAUUUGUCGAGGGUGUGCGACAAUGAUCAACUCGUUAGAUAGGCUUGAAAAAGAGCUUGGUUCGUUGAGGUCAAUGGUGCUUAGAUAUUUGGAAAAGAAAUACGACUUAGAAGAAGGUGAACUGGUUAAUACGAGGUCUAAUCCAAAUGUAGGAAAGGGCAAAGAAGGAAAGGCAGAUAUUUUAUCCACAGAUUUCCAGUCCAGGAAAAGAAAAGCGAUUAGUGGUGAAGUAGAUCCAGAUCAGUUAAAGGACACGAAAGAUGUGACAUGGCUUCAAUGUGAUCGGUGUAAAUACACAACACAUUACAAUGCUUAUAUGGUACAUCAUGUAAGAGGACACUCAAAAGAAAAGUCAGUGCCAACAAGUCAAGCGAAUCAGGUCAGCACUCAGCAGUCUGUCGAAGAAAAACAGAACGGAACUGAAAAACAGAUAGUCAGGAUGCAGGCUCUGGACGAGCAGCCCAGCAGCGUGGCCGUCGAGCCUGAAGAGAAAAAGGACUCCAUGGUGUCAGAGGGUGCUGAGACAGUGGAAAUGAUCGCCGCUGAAAUAGGACAGGAGUUUGCCGACGAAUCUGCGGUGAAUUCGGUCGAGCCCCAGAUGCUUCAGAUGACUGUGGGAGGAGAGACUAAACAGAUGACACUACAGGCUGUCGAAGGCGAAGACGGUGCCAACACACUGUGCAUGGUCGACGAAAACGGUAUAAUUCUACAGAAAGUGGAGCAAGCGGAAGAUGGGACGCUUUAUGUUCAGAUGCCAGACAACUCAGACCCGACUAAACAAGUGCUUUCAGUAGCCGAGGACGGAAGUGUUCACAUGGUCGAAGUGCUUUGGGAUGAAAUGGUAAAUGCAGAUGAAGGGGAAGGACACAGCAUGGUGUCGUUUUAGUAGACUGAAAGCUUUGGCAAGACAUGAUUUUUAAGUUCAUAGAAAUUUAGACUAUUCUUUUGUAAAAUUUUAUUUAUGUAUUCAAAAACAACCAAUUUAACAUUUUGGUGUUAAAAAAAUAAAUUGUGACGUAUUUAUUGCACAUCUCCCCUGCCUUUUGUACAUCUCUUCUGCUUAUAUUGUCAAACCAAACUUUCAAUGAUUGAAUGUUAAAUUGAGAGCCAGAAGACAUUGUUUA